AUGGCUUGUGUUGCUCGGUCAUUGUCGCGCUCUGCCCGAGCCCUGGCUCAAAGGGGCCCGGGAUUUCUUCCUGCCCGGUCAUUUUCCGUGUCGCCCUUCCGGUUCGUGACCGAGGACCCGGUCAUUCCUCCUCCCCCGAAGGACCUCAAAGCGGAGGAUUACCCACCUGCUCCCGAAUAUUCGCCGGAUCUCCUCACCAAGGAGGAGAGGUCCAUGUACGAUAUGCUGUCUCCCGAAGAGCGGGCAGCCUUUGAUGCCGAGAACCGCCGUAUUGUUGCCGAUUUCAAUGAUGUCGAGAAGCGCGCCGCGGCUUUUGCGGAGCUCGAGAAGAGCGUCGAUCAGAUUGACAAACAGGAAGAUAUCCGUUUUGAAGAUGUUCGGUCUAAGGUCCGCGGAUUCUGGGCCGAGGACGAUGGCGACGAGAUGGCCCAGGUGGAGGACGGAGACGAAGAGAUUCAAGAUGACGAAAUCACCUCAAUGGCCUAUGCUGAGAUGGAACUGCAUCGGGAGAUGAGAGAAUAUGCCCGCAUUGCGGCAUGGGAUAUGCCAAUGCUGAGCAGUAAGAUCUUAACCCUGCGUUGUGAUUACUCUGGAGGUGCUAACCGCGGCUCCGGCCUCUUUCUAGAGCUUGCCAAACCUUUCACACUGCCCGCCGAAACCCACAUUCUCCGCUUCCGCUACACUACAUACAUGGGCGAGCAACAUCCAGCUGAACCUAAGGUGGUCGUGGAGCUUGCAUCCCAAGACCUGACCCCCAAGUACCUCACCGAGGCUCAGCGCCAGACCUUCCUGAAGCUGGUUGGCCCGCGCUACAACCCCCAGACCGACAUUGUCAAGAUGUCCACCGAACAAUUCGGAUCUCGCGCACAGAACAAGCGGUAUCUUGCCGAUGUCGUCAACUCGCUGAUCCAAGAGGCCAAGAAGGGCGAUUCGUUCGCGGAUGUCCCGCUCGAUUUGCGCCACCACAAGCCCAAGUUCCGCGCUCAUUUCCCUGAGUCGUGGAACAUGACCGAAGAGCGCCGGAAACAAUUGGCGGCGCGUCGCAAGGAGCGACUGGAUGCCGAGUCGAUACGGGAAGCUGUCAUUGAUGGCAACCAGAUUGUCUCUGAGGCCGUCUCGGUCCUUCCAGAGCUUAACCCGGCGCUGAAAGCCCGCGCCGCCGAGGAGCGGGAGAAGGUUGCGGUUAAGGUUGGAGCGCGGCCAUCGAAGAGGCCGAUGCGCCGGUGA
Messenger RNA from Penicillium canariense, 1227 nucleotides. Its product is annotated as mitochondrial 37S ribosomal protein mS35. The transcript has a single exon. Gene Ontology annotation, molecular function: structural constituent of ribosome. Gene Ontology annotation, cellular component: mitochondrial small ribosomal subunit. Gene Ontology annotation, biological process: mitochondrial translation. The record is from RefSeq and is a predicted model, not a curated record. The coding region runs from base 1 to 1227 and encodes 408 amino acids. Lineage: Eukaryota; Fungi; Ascomycota; Eurotiomycetes; Eurotiales; Aspergillaceae.